AUGAUCUGUAACUCUGUGACAGUGGUGCUCUGCGUCUCCCAAGUGUACUGGACGGCUGAGGUUCACCACGCCAUCCGCGAUGGCGUGCACGGCCUGCGCGAAUACUACCGAAAGCUGCAGGACCAGAUGAACGACCUCGUGUCUCUAGUGCGCGGACAGCUGAGCAAGCAGUCCCGAAUCACACUCGGCGCUCUGGUCGUCAUUGAUGUGCACGCGCGCGACGUGGUGCAGGGCCUGGCCGAUAAGGGCGUCAGCUCCGAGAGCGACUUCGAGUGGCUGGCCCAGCUCAGGUAUUACUGGGAGGAGGAAAACUGCAAGGUGCGCUUGAUCAACGCCACUGUGCCGUACGCGUACGAAUAUCUGGGCAACACGCCGCGGCUGGUGAUCACGCCGCUGACGGACCGCUGCUACCGCACCCUGAUCGGGGCCUACCACCUGCACCUGAACGGCGCCCCGGAGGGCCCGGCCGGCACUGGCAAGACGGAGACCACCAAGGACCUGGCCAAGGCGCUGGCCGUCCAGUGUAUCGUCUUCAACUGCUCCGACGGGCUCGACUAUAUCGCCAUGGGCAAGUUCUUUAAGGGCCUGGCAUCGUCUGGCGCCUGGGCCUGCUUCGACGAGUUCAACCGGAUCGAUUUGGAGGUGCUGUCCGUGGUGGCUCAGCAGAUCCUGUCCAUCGUCAGGGCCGUCCAGGCCGGUGUGGAGACGUUCGUGUUCGAGGGCACCGAGCUGCGACUGAACCCCUCCUGUUACGUGUGCAUCACCAUGAACCCGGGCUACGCCGGACGAUCAGAGCUGCCUGACAACCUCAAGGUGCUGUUCCGGACAGUGGCCAUGAUGGUGCCCGACUACACACUGAUCGGCGAGAUCUCCCUGUACUCGUUCGGCUUCGUCGACGCCCGCAGCCUCUCUGUCAAGAUCGUCUCCACCUAUAAACUGUGCUCGGAGCAGCUGUCUUCGCAGUUUCAUUACGAUUACGGCAUGCGGGCCGUGAAGGCCGUGUUGGCUGCCGCCGGCAACCUCAAGCUCAAGUACCAGCAGGAGCGGGAGGACAUCCUCAUCCUGCGCUCCAUCAUCGACGUGAACUUGCCCAAGUUUCUGGCGCACGACAUCCCGCUCUUCCAGGGCAUCGUUUCCGACCUGUUCCCGGGGGUCACGCUGCCCAAGCCCGACUACGGCAAAUACGUCGAGUCCAUCCAGGAGGCGUGUGCCUCCAAGAACCUGCAGCCGGCCGAGGUGUUCGUGGAGAAGGUGCUGCAGGUGUACGAGAUGAUGAUCGUGCGCCACGGCUUCAUGCUGGUCGGCGAGCCGUUCGGUGGCAAGACGUCCAUCUUGAAGGUGUUGGCGCAAACACUCGGCCUGAUGCGUGACAAGGGUGAGGAUGAACUGAAGGUUCAGAUGGGCUGGAUGAAUCCCAAGGCUAUCACCAUGGGCCAGCUGUACGGACAGUUUGACCCCGUGUCGCACGAGUGGACGGACGGGGUGUGCGCCACCAUGUUCAGACAGAUGGCCAGCAGCGAACUGCCGGACCGACAGUGGGUGAUCUUCGACGGCCCGGUGGACGCCGUCUGGAUCGAGAACAUGAACACGGUGCUGGACGACAACAAGAAGCUGUGCCUGAUGUCGGGAGAGGUGAUCCAGAUGUCGCCCUCCAUGUCGCUCAUCUUCGAGGUGAUGGAUCUCUCUCAGGCGUCGCCGGCUACCGUGUCGCGCUGCGGCAUGAUCUACGUGGAGCCGCGCUCUCUGGGCUGGCGGCCGCUGCUGACCUCCUGGCAGGCGCAGCUGGACCCCAGCUGGGCAGCCGAUCCCACUGUGGCCGACUACCUCAGCGCUGCCAUCGUCUGGCUCUUCGACAACAGCUACGACUUCAUGCGCCACCACUGCCGCGAGGUGGUGCCAACCAGCGCCAGCAACCUGGCUCGCUCCCUGAUGAACCUGGUGGAGAUGACUGUGACGGACACGCUGGCCGACUGCAAGGAGAAGGACCGCGAGAAGCACCUGCGCACCUGGCUACUCUCGUCUGUCGUGUUCGCCACGGUCUGGUCGGUCGGUGGCGUGCUGGACGAUGCCAGCCGCCAGAAGUUUGACGAGUUCUUCAAGAACCUGCACGCAGGCCUGGACGAGGCGUACCCGGUGCCGGCCGAGCUGGGCAAGGUGGACGUACCGAUGCCGCCGGACGGCUCCGUGUACGACUAUUACUACGAGUACAAGGCGCGCGGCCAGUGGCGCUCCUGGAACGAGCUGGCGCGCGCCGCCGAGCACGCGGGCGCCGAGGUCAAGAACAUCCGAGCCACCAUCGUGCCGACCAUCGACACGGCCCGGUACACCUACCUGAUGGAUUUGUGCAUUCGCCAUCGCCAUCCCCUUCUGAUCGUCGGUCCCACGGGCACGGGUAAGAGUGCGUACGUGCAGAACAAGCUCAUGCACCAGCUCGACCCGGAGAGUUUCAUUCCUUUCUUCGUCACUUUCUCCGCCCAGACGACCGCCAACCAGACGCAGGACCUCAUCAUGUCGCGCCUGGACAAACGGAAGCGAGGCCUAUACGCGCCGCCGCUCGGCAGGCGCUGCGUCAUAUUCGUCGACGACGUGAACAUGCCGGUGCGAGAGAUCUACGGUGCGCAGCCCCCGAUCGAGCUGCUGCGCCAGUUCCUGGACCACGGCAACUGGUACGACCGCAAAGACUGCACCAAGAUAUUCAUGGAGAAUGUACAGUUUCUGUGUGCCAUGGGGCCGCCGGGCGGAAGUCGUCAGGAAAUCACCCCUCGCUUCCUGCGUCACUUCAACGUUGUCUCCAUCAACUCUUUCUCGGAGGCCACGAUGAGUCGCAUCUUCACCUCCCUGCUCUCCGUCUACAUGAGGAACUGCGGCUUCUCGGCCGACAUGUUUAGCCAGGCGUCGGCCAUCGUGGCGGCCACCAUCGAGGUGUACUCGGCCGCCAUGUCCAACCUGCUACCCACGCCCACCAAAUCGCACUACACGUUCAACCUGCGCGACCUGGCUCGGGUGGUGCUCGGCUGUACGCUCGUCAAAAAAGAGUCGGUCGACAACAAGCGCGUCUUUACCCGGCUGUGGGUGCACGAGGUGUACCGUGUGUUCUACGAUCGGCUGGUGGAGGCCUCAGACCGCACCUGGCUGUAUCAGCUGGUUCGGGAGUGCGUCAAGAACCACUUCAAGGACACAUUCGACGCUGUGUUCGAGCGGCUGAGUACGUCAUCAGGACAGGUGACCGAGGAGGGUCUCAACAGUCUGAUGUUCGGUGACUACAUGGACCCCGACCUGCUCCCGGAGGAGCGCAAAUACGAGGAAGUCACUGACCUCGACCGGCUGCUCGAGGUCUGCACGCAGUCGCUGCAGGAAUACAACAUGACGCACAAGACCGGCAUGGACCUGGUGCUCUUCAGGUACGUGCUGGAGCACCUGUCGCGCAUCUGCCGCGUGCUCUCGACGCCCGGUGGCAACGCGCUGCUGGUGGGCGUGGGCGGCUCUGGGCGCCAGUCGCUGACGCGGCUGGCCGCCUCCAUGGCACAGUUCCAGCUGUUCCAGCCUGAGAUCAGCAAACAGUACGGCCGCCAGGAGUGGCGCGACGACAUCAAGGCCACACUGCGCGGCGCCGGCGGACUCGGCAAGCCCACCGUCUUCCUGCUGACCGACUCGCAGAUCAAGGAGGAGUCCUUCCUCGAGGACAUCGACUCGCUGCUCAAUUCGGGCGAGGUGCCCAACCUCUUCCCACCGGACGAGAAGCAGGAGGUCAUGGAGUUGGUACGAAACCUGGCGACUGGAGGAAAAAAGAAUGCCGACAUCAGCCCGUUGCAGCUUUUCGCCUUCUUCAUCCAGAGAUGUCGCGACUUGUUUCACAUUGUCAUCGCCUUCAGCCCGAUCGGAGACGCCUUCCGCAAUCGGCUGCGCCAGUUCCCCUCGCUGGUGAACUGUUGCACCAUCGACUGGUUCCAGCCCUGGCCGGAGGAGGCAUUGGAGCGUGUGGCUCAAAAGUUCCUGGAGGCCGUGGAUCUGGAGGAUGACGUCAAGCUGGCCACCAUCGACGUCUGCAAGUACUUCAACAAGUCGGCCAUGGACAUGGGCGUCCGGUUCCUGGCCACGUUGGGUCGCCGCGUCUACAUCACACCGUCCUCCUUCCUGGACCAGAUCCACGCCUUCCGCAAGCUCAUCUCACAGCGGCAGCGGGAGACCAGCGAAGCCCGCAACCGGUAUCUGGGUGGCCUCAACAAGCUGGCCUUCGCCGCAUCCCAGGUGCACGACAUGCAGGUGGAGCUGGAGGCGCUGCAGCCCAAGCUGGUGGCGGCCGCGCACGAGACAGAGGAGAUGGUCCGCGUUAUCGAGAUAGAGUCAGCCCAGGUGGCCGAGAUGUCUGCCAAGGUGAAGGAGGACGAAACGGCGGCCAAUGUGAAGGCAGAGGCGGCCACCAAGCUGAAGGAGGAGUGUGAGGCGGACCUGGCCGAGGCACUGCCCGCGCUGGAAGCCGCUCUGGCGGCGCUGGAUACGCUGAAGCCCGCCGACAUCACGCUGGUGAAGUCCAUGAAGAACCCGCCGGCCGCUGUUAAGGUGGUCAUGGCCGCCGUCUGCGUCAUGAAGGAGGUGAAGCCUGACCGAGUCAACGACCCCAAGAAGCCCGGACAGAAGAUGAACGACUACUGGGGGCCCAGCCUGAAGAUCCUGACGGACACUGCGUUCCUGACGUCGCUGCGCGAGUACGACAAGGACAACAUUCCGCCGGCCGUGAUCGAGCGCAUUCGGCGCGAGUACAUGAAGGACCCGCUGUUCGUGCCGGCCGUGGUGGCCAAGGCGUCCAGCGCCGCCGAGGGGCUCUGCAAGUGGGUCAAGGCCAUGGAGAGCUACGACCGGGUCGCCAAGAUCGUGGCGCCAAAGAAGGCGAAUCUGGCGCAGGCCGAGGCGGAGCUGGCCGAGACCAUGGCGAUCCUGGACGAGAAGCGAGCCGAGGUGGCAACACUGGAGGCCCGGCUGCAGCAGCUCAAGGACCAGUACCAGGAGGCGUGCGAGCGCAAGCAGCACCUCACCGAAGAGGUGCAGCUGUGCGAGAUGAAGCUGGAGCGCGCUCAGAAGCUGAUCGGCGGUCUGGGCGGUGAGAAGGACCGCUGGUCGACGGCCGCCGCCGACCUGCUGGCCGUGUACGGCAACCUGACGGGAGAUGUGCUCGUCUCUUCGGGCGCCAUCGCCUACCUGGGGCCCUACACGGCCAACUUCAGAGACGCAUGCCUGCAGGACUGGCUCAAACAUGUCGGCUCCAAGAAGCUGAAGCUCUCGGACGACUUCAGCGUCAGCAAGACGCUGGGUUCGCCUAUCACCAUACAGGCGUGGAACAUCAACGGACUGCCCAAGGACUCGUUCUCCAUUGAUAACGCUGUCAUCACCCAGGUGUCCCGGCGAUGGCCGCUGAUGAUAGACCCCCAGGGUCAGGCCAACAAGUGGAUCAAGAACAACGAACGCGACAACAAGAUGGCUGUCGUCAAGCUGUCGGACUCGGACUUCAGCCGCGCCCUGGAGAACGCCAUUCAGUUUGGCAACCCGAUCCUGCUGGAGAACGUGGCGGAGGAGCUGGACCCGUCGCUGGAGCCGCUGCUGCUGCGCCAGACCUUCAAGCAGGGCGGCGUCGAGAUGAUCAAGCUGGGCGAGGCGAUCAUCGAGUACUCGCCCGACUUCAGGUUCUUCAUCACGACGAAGCUGCGCAACCCGCACUACCUGCCCGAGAUAUCGACCAAGGUGACGCUGCUCAACUUCAUGAUCACGCCCGAGGGACUCGAGGACCAGCUGCUCGGCAUUGUGGUGGCUAAGGAGCGCCCUGAGCUGGAGGCCGAGCGCCAGGCCCUGAUCGUGCAGACGGCCAACAACAACCGCGCCCUGAAGGAGGUCGAGGACAAGAUCCUGCACACGCUCUCCCAGUCAGAGGGCAACAUUCUGGAGGACGAAACUGCCAUCCAAGUCCUCGACUCGUCCAAGGCCAUCUCUGACGAGAUCAACAAGAAACAGGUGGUGGCAAAGAAGACGGAGAAGACGAUCGAGGUGUCGCGCCUGGAGUACCGGCCGAUGGCCAGCCACUCGUCCGUCCUCUUCUUCUCCAUCACGGAUCUGCCCAACAUCGACCCCAUGUACCAGUACAGCCUUUCGUGGUUCGUCAACCUCUACGUGAACAGCAUCGAGAGCAGCAACAAGUCCAAGAACUUGGAGAAACGCUUGCGCCACCUUCGAGAUCAUUUCACCUACAACUUGUACUGCAACGUUUGUCGCUCACUCUUCGAGAAGGACAAGCUUCUCUUCUCUUUCAUUCUCUGCUGCAAUCUUCUCAUGGUCCAGGGCAAGAUCGACUCCAAGGAGUCGACGUUCCUGCUGACGGGAGGUGUUGGCCUGGACAACCCGCUGCCCAACCCGGCCCCCGAGUGGCUCAACGACAAGUCCUGGGACGAGAUAUGUCGUCUCACCGAGGUCCCCGCCUUCAAAGACUUCCUGCCCAGCUUCAAGGCGACUCUGGCCGAGUGGCAGGAGGUCUACAACAGCAAGGAGCCGCACAACAUGCAGCUGCCCGAGCCUUGGCACUCGAACACCACCGAGUUCCAGAAGAUGAUGCUCAUACGUUGCGUCCGGCCCGACAAGAUCGUGCCCAUGGUGACCAAUUUCGUAGCCAACAACAUCGGCCAGAAGUUUGUGUCGCCGCCGCCUUUCGACCUGGCCAAGUCUUACGCGGACUCCAACUGUCUGGUGCCGCUCAUCUUCGUGCUGUCGCCGGGCGCCGACCCGAUGGCGGCGCUGCUCAAGUUCGCCGAGGACCGCGGCUACGGCGGUGCCAAGUUUAACGCCAUCUCGCUCGGCCAGGGCCAGGGGCCGGUGGCGCACGAGAUGAUCUGCAAGGCACAGGAGGAGGGCACGUGGGUGGCGCUGCAAAACUGCCACCUGGCCGUCUCCUGGAUGCCCACCUUGGAGAAGAUCUGCGAAGACUUCAACAUGGAGGACACCAACCCCACCUUCCGGCUUUGGCUCACCAGCUACCCCAGCCCCAAGUUUCCAGUGACGGUGCUGCAGAACGGCGUCAAGAUGACCAACGAGCCGCCCACCGGGCUGCGCAUGAACCUGUUGCAGUCCUACCUGGGCAACCCCAUCAACGACGAGGCUUUCUAUUCGGGCUGCCCCGGAAAGGAGGUGAUCUUCUCAAAACUUCUCUUCGGGCUGUGCUUCUUCCACGCUCUGGUGCAGGAGCGGCGCAAGUUCGGUGCACAGGGAUGGAACAUCCCAUACGGCUUCAACGAGUCCGACUUGCGCAUCUCGGCCAUGCAGCUGCAGAUGUUCAUCAACGAGUACGACGCGGUGCCGUACGCGGCGCUCAAGUAUCUAACGGGAGAGUGCAACUACGGCGGCCGCGUGACCGAGGACUGGGACCGGCGCACGCUCAACACCGUGCUCGCCGACUUCUGCAACGCGCGGCUCGUCUCGGAGAGCAAGUACAAACUGUCACCGUCCGGCAACUACUUCGUGCCCAACAAGAUCAACUACGACGACUACGUGGAGUAUAUUAAGAGCCUGCCGACCACACAGCUGCCUGAGGUGUUCGGCAUGCACGAUAACGUGGACAUCAGCCGCGAGCUGGCCGAGACGCGGCUGCUGUUCGACUCGGUGCUGAUCAUCCAGGGCGGCGGCGCGGGCGGCGCCGGCGCCAACAUCGAUCACGCCUACGGCAUCGCCUCCGACAUCCUUGACAAGGUGCCUGACGUUUUUGACCUGGAGGCAGCAGGGGCCAAGUUCCCCGUGACAUACAAUGAGUCCAUGAAUACGGUGUUGGUGCAAGAGAUGGAGCGUUUCAAUCGACUCAUAUCCGUCAUUAGAACUACACUUCAGAACCUCAAGAAAGCCGUAAAGGGUCUGGUGGUGAUGUCGCCUGACCUGGAGGCCGUAGCCCAGUCCUUGCUGGUCGGCAAGGUGCCUGCACUCUGGGCCAAGUCCUCCUAUCUCAGCAGGAAGCCGCUGGGCAGCUACAUCAACGACCUGCUGGAGAGGCUGAACCUGCUGCAGACCUGGUACGAGCACGGCAAGCCGCGCAUCUUCUGGCUGUCGGGCUUCUACUUUACGCACGCCUUCCUGACGGGCGCCAUGCAGAACUUCGCGCGCAAGUACGUGCUGCCGAUCGACCGGCUGACGUUCGACUUCGUCUACCUGGCCGAGGAGCCGGCCGAGGUGCCGGCCGACGGCGUGCUCAUCAACGGCCUCUUCCUCGACGGCGCCAGAUGGGACCAUGACAAGGGCGUGCUGGCCGAGCAGCUCCCCAAGGUGCUGUACUACUCCUUGCCGACCAUCUGGCUGAAGCCGGUGGAGAAGGAUCAGUUGGAGGUGGGCUCGCGUUACCUGGCGCCGCUCUACAAGACGUCGGAGCGGCGCGGCACGCUCAGCACUACCGGGCACAGCACCAACUUUGUGCUGCCGUUCCUGCUACCGACGCUGCUGCCGCCCGAGCAUUGGGUGAAGCGUGGCACGGCGCUGCUCUGUCAGCUGGAUGACUGAGGCGCCGCCCGCGCUAGCCGCGCUCGCAGUUGACAGACGCCGGCUGGCCCGCCUCCCUCCCUGCCCGCGCCGACUCUUUUUGCUACAACGGGCGUGACCGACUAUGACUAAAUAGAGAUGGCAGGUCAAAAUGACUAAGCAUCCGGGGAACAGUUGUGAUGAAUGCGUAUAGAUGGGUGAUUCAAGUUGUUAUUGUCGUCUAAAGCACAACGUCUGAAGUCUGCUGUUUAUGUUGCAUGCGGUUCGGCAACGCAUAUUCCGUGGUUGCUGAUAUGAACAGCGUAACAACGCAUGGUGACCGAGUUCAAGUUCAUGUAGCCCACUGAAACGAACGAAAUGAAGGGUGACUGCGAUAUUUAUAUAUAAUGAAAGAUCUCACCGAGCACUUUUGCUUCGUGCCUGAAUCGAAGCGAGAAGAAAAUUGUAAAUGCAUCCUGUAUCAGAAUUAUUGUACUUGUCACAUGAUGUGCGGAUGAUCGCGAUACCACCUGAGAAAGUUGGUACGUUUUCUGUUCCCUAAGCUCU
Molecule: messenger RNA, 9045 nt
Organism: Pollicipes pollicipes
Lineage: Eukaryota; Metazoa; Arthropoda; Thecostraca; Pollicipedomorpha; Pollicipedidae
Product: dynein heavy chain 7, axonemal-like
Biological process (GO): microtubule-based movement
Cellular component (GO): dynein complex
Molecular function (GO): minus-end-directed microtubule motor activity; dynein intermediate chain binding; dynein light intermediate chain binding
Source: RefSeq, a predicted model, not a curated record